Molecule: messenger RNA, 4572 nt
Organism: Gilbertella persicaria
Lineage: Eukaryota; Fungi; Mucoromycota; Mucoromycetes; Mucorales; Choanephoraceae
Product: male sterility protein-domain-containing protein
Exons: 9
Coding region: 121-4542 (1473 amino acids)
Cellular component (GO): mitochondrial membrane
Source: RefSeq, a predicted model, not a curated record
CUCUCUCUCUCUCUCUCUCUCUCUUUCUGUAAAAAUUUCCCCCCUUUUUUUUUCUUUUCUUGUUUAUAAGUAUAUUAUAGGCUGAGUUUGUCGAGAUUAGCAACCCACUCUAUUUUGAAUAUGACAGACCAGAAAGACUCUCUUGUAGACAAUAGUGACACACACAGUGAAGAAGAAACACCCACUUUAAUUGAAAAAGAAGAAUCAGAAUGCAUACAACAACAUGACCCUAGUUUACCCCCACCCGUUGUGACGAUUACUGACAAUGAAGAUACGCCUUCCACCUUAAUUCAUGAUCAAAGCACACCUAGUACGCCCUAUGACGACGAUACCUCUUCCACUACCAACUCAACCAUUGCGCCUGACGACUCUGUCAAUGAACAAGACUACAAACCGACCUUGACCGAAUUUCAGGGCCCAGUGAUCGAUUUUUACAGGCACAAGAAUAUUUUAAUGACAGGCGUCACAGGCUUUAUCGGCAAAGCCAUUCUAUGGAAACUUAUUCAAGCACUUCAACAAGACAUGGGCUGUAUCUAUAUCUUGAUACGAAGUGGAAGUAGCAAAAAGAGUAAGAUUGGUCGACCUUCUGAGCGAUUAAGGAAUGAGAUUUUCAACAAUAAGGCCUUCUUGAUCUUGAGACGCAUGAUGGGCAAGACAGUAUUUGAUUCAAUUGUGAAGGACAAGAUCAUUCCUAUCUCUGGUGAUUUAAUUUCGCCUGAUUUAAGCAUUUCUGAGGUAGAUCGAGAGAGUAUUAUUGAUCAUGUGAAUAUUGUGCUUCAUUGUGCUGCCACUCUGAAUUAUAACGAAAGACUUGAUUUAGCCUUAGAGACAAAUACCCUCGGCACAUUGCGUAUGAUGGAUUUGGCCGAUGAAUGUAAACAUAUGGAGGCUUUUGUUCACAUGUCACUGGCUUAUACAGAUUCAAGUUUACCAGAAGGUCACGUUCAGGAACGAGUAUAUCCUAUGCUGGUGGGAGAUCCUGAAGAACUUUUAACAGAGAUUGUGGACCUUGAACUUCAGGAUAUUCCUAAAAUGACACAGCGUAUCUUGGCUCAUUAUCCUCAUACGUAUGCUUUUACCAAGUCAUUAACAGAGCAUUUGAUUAUGAAGCGUGUUGAUUUGAACCGUAUUGAAGAAGCGCAAGGCGGGAAAGCACAAUGGCCAGUGGCUAUUGUUCGAGCUACUCAAGUGGGCGCUGGUGCGUAUGAACCUUUGCCUGGAUGGGUGGAUGGUGUCACAGGUGCCAAUGGUACUGUCUUUUUGAUGAGUAAAGGCAUUCAAGCCUUACAGCCUGAUAUGGGUCCCAUGUUGGCCGAUAUUGUGCCUGUAGACUACUUGGUGCGUGUGGUAUUGGGCGCGGCUGCUAACAUGAAACCACCCGGGUAUCGAUUUCUAUUGCCUUACAAUGAAAAAUUAGACGAUGGCAUGGAUAAUAACAGUAUCAUUGUACCCCAUGUCCAAUACUUUCCUUAUAUCUAUCAAGUCUCUGCCAACGGGUUUGAUGAGACAACAUGGCAGCGAGCGUAUGACUCAGUACGAUGUUACUGGAUUCGCAACACUAAAUUAGUCUUGCCUACCGCACAGGAUUACUUUAUUGCCAACCGAUCCUUAUUUAAAGCCAAAUUCUUUAUGAAAUACAGUUUGCCCCAAUCACUCUCCUCUGUCACUCAGGCGAUCAACAGCAGUGUUCGAUCCUCUGCAGGCAAUCAAAACACAGAUGCCAACCUACUGAACCGCACGAUUGAAUUGGCUUCUCGUGUGGUGGAUGCAGUACAACCUUUUAUACGCCGUCGUUGGGUCUUUGAUCAUCAAAAUGUACAACAACUAGAACAAACCAUGGCUCACGACCCUCAGUUCCACUUACAGAAAUUCAAGCAUAUGGAUUGGAAUACAUAUAUGACGAAUUUCGCUUUUGGCACGCACGCUUAUCUUCAUCCUUCACCUCCUCUGGGCCUUCGUAAUAUUUCUGUGCCUGAUGGCUGGGCUUGUGCGCUUUAUUUGCCUCCUGGCGCUACACGGCAUUCGAUCAUUGAUAAACAGAUUGAAUCCGUCGUGUUUAGUGCUUCUGAUAUCCAAAAGAGAACAGAACGCAUGUUGACUGAACUUGUCUUGUCGCUGGAAAAACCUGGACAAGAGCUCAAGGACAAGAAAAAGAUGGAGGAAUGGGUCAAUGAUUUUGAUGCUAGUCUUGAUGACUGGUGUCAUGAUGAUUCUGAUAUUCUAAAGAACAAGGAUAACAUGACGCAUUUGGGACACUGGGUAGAUCCUCCUGAAUCAUAUGAAGAACAUGUACGUAUUGAGGUCUUGAAUGAUAGAAGAGUAGGGCAGAGUAUUAAACAGAUUAUUGAAACCUCGGGUGUGCCUCAAAAGACAGUCGUGGGUGAAUCUCUCAAGAUUCUACAACGCAUGAAAGAACGCACUCAACUUCCUUAUAUUUGGUCUGCAGGUGCUUUUCUCAAUGCACUCUUUAAGCGUCUUUUCACGAGUCUCAGGGUCAAUAAGCUAGACAUUGCUCGUCUCAAAGAACAAAUUCAAGACAAGAAUGUAGUUUAUGUUCCUGUAUCCAAAACUAUCAUUGAUCAAUUACUUGUAUGGUAUAUUUGCUUGCGAUAUCAACUUCCUGUUCCUGCCAUUGUCUGCGAUGAAGCAUUGGCUCUGUUAGGUCCCAUUUCAGAUAUUCUUCGUAUUUCGGGUGCGUAUUUUGUACGUCGUGAUCUCACUUCAAGAUCGCCUUUAAACACAGCAGUUGCAGCGGCGUAUACAGAAGUCAUCCUGAAAGAACAUGGCGCACUUUCGAUGGUGAUUGAACGCGCACGAUCUCGAACAGGCAGACUACAAACAGCUUAUCACGAUGGCAUGAUGAACAUGGUCAUCGAAGGCACCAUCGGCCAUAAUCAAGACAGCAAUCUAUCGCCUACAAAACGCAAAAAGAAAGAGACAGUGCUUGUGCCUAUCAAUAUCACUUAUGAAAAGAUUCCCGAGUUACGUACACUGAUUGAUCAAGUCUUGGAUCAAAAACCGCGCAACUUGACUGUCACUUCUUCCUUUCUUCGCCCAAGUGCUACUGUGGCUGAUCGAGCGGCUAUAAAGGAGUCCAAUGGGGGUGUUGACAAGGGGAAAUAUGGACGUGCUUUUGUUGGAUUUGGGCAAGUGAUUGAUGUAAGGCAGACGGCACAAGAGGGUGCUUUACCCUCCAAUCGUAGUAAACGAGUCAGUGCGAUUGCUGUUAAAGAUGAAGAUGCUGUGGCAGACUAUGUGGCUCGCAAAGUACAACGUGGCCAACAUGAAGCUUCUGUUGUGAGCCCUGUCACACUUGUGGCUGCCACACUUUUGUUUGGCCGGGCCCAGGGAGGCAUUACGAUGGGUAAGAUCUACAAGCAUGUCUUAUGGCUUCGUCAAGAAUUGCUUGAUAAGAACAUCAGUGUGGAUUGGCAACCAGAUGAAGAUGUGAGCACAAUUGUUGCUUAUGCGCUUGAUCUUUUGGAUGCUCGCAACAAUGUCACUAUGGACGGCAAACGUAUUACAGAGCAGACGGUUGUGCGUGUAGUAGAACAUGCAGACAAUGUCAUGGAUCUGUCCUACAUGGCUAGUCAAUUGAUUGAGAUCUUUCUUCCUGAGGCAUUAUUUAGUGUGGUUUAUUUAUCGGGCACAAAAGAAUUGACCACCAAAGAAGAUCUAUUUUCACAAUUUACCUUCUUGGUGCGGUUAUUUAGACAUGAGUUUGUGUAUCCUUGGAACCGAGAAGAGAAAUUCAAUGUCUUGCUCGAUUGGUUUGUAAAAAAGGACUUGCUUAUCAAGAAAGAUCAAGAACAAUAUACCAAAGUAGUGACGAUGGAGAACAAUGAAGUAGAGUAUACACGCGUCUGUUUACUAGCUUCGUUUAUAUACCCUACUCUGGAUGCUUAUUGGAUCACGUCUUGCUCUUUAUCUGCCCUGCGUGAUUUACCCUUCAUGCCACGUAAAAUCGUGCCUGUCUUGUCCCAAUGGAUUGCAGCUCAUCUGAUCACAGGCCGCCGUACAAUUUAUCGUGAAGUCUUGUCCACAGAAGCAAGCCAGAAUGCUGUAGAUAAUUUUCUGGCAAUUGGAUUUAUUGAAGCGGUGCAUUCCAAGACGAAACUGUCGCCUGAUGCCCAGAUUUUGUUACUCGAGUUGGGCAUCACGACCAAUGAAGAUCUAGUGAUGGUCUCCAACAACAAAAACAUAGACGAUGAUGCGUCUGUCAGUCAAGAAAUCCUGUAUCAAUUAGCAGACAUUGCUUCCCUUUGUCACGAAAUCGAAAAAUACAGAUAUAUGACAGAUAAUGUGAACUUGAGGCAUAAUGCUCAAGUCUUUGACAAGUGUCAAAACCAAAUUCGAUCUAUAUUAAGAGCAGAUACGAGUUAUGCAUCUCAACAUGGUAUGAUACUAGAGAAAGAUGAAGAUCAAAUGAUUCAGUUGGUAUACUCGCUAAAGGCAGCUUCAAGUACACCUGUUCCUGCAGAUGAUGGGUCUGGAAAACACUCAAGAAGAGUAUCACAAGCCUACAAUCUCAAGUCUUCAUAACAAAGCACUAUAUUUUUUUUUAUUAAAAGU